Acaulospora morrowiae is the source of this 437-nucleotide messenger RNA. Lineage: Eukaryota; Fungi; Glomeromycota; Glomeromycetes; Diversisporales; Acaulosporaceae. The record is from the annotation of a GenBank genome assembly.
GCUGAGACUAAAAUGCCGCACUUUGGAACAGAGAUGCCUACACAAAAUAGAACCGAAGUCGAAACAGUGCAAAAUUUGACAAGUGUCGGUGGGAGACCUAAGGCUGAAGUUUGGCAAUAUUAUAAUCAAGUUAAUAAUGGAAAAGGGAGGCAUAAAGGAGCAAUUUGCAAGUUUUGUCGUGAAGUAUGGAAUCGGGGAAGAGCACAAGAAAUGAAAUACCAUACAGCAAUAAAAUGUAAAGGGCCAGUACCCAGGGAUGUUCGUUUUAACUUACUUCGAGAAAUUCAAAACGGGACAGACUCUACGUUACCUGAAUUGUCUACACCAUCCACUCCUAAAAGACAAAGAACAUUUAAUCAAAAAUCAUUAACUUUAGAUGCCUACUAUGAUACGACAGCUGCUAUCGAUCAAACUAGGGAAAUAAGGGCUAAUAAGGC